UUGGUUUUUAUUAUAUACAUUAUUAUAUGGCAUAAGUAUUUUAUAUAGCCCAUGUUUUGGAGUGAUUUAAUUUACUCACUUCAAUAUGUGUGGCAUUAUUUGUGAAAUAUGUUACUCGAAUAGCAGUGUUUUGAAACAGGACAAUCAAUUAUUGGAACGUAUAAAAAACAGAGGACCGAAUUGUGUUUCUGUAAAUGAAAUAAUUUUAGACAAUGGAAUUAAAGUAAUUUUCUGUGCAGCUGUUCUAUGGAUGCAAGGGUCAGAACUAACAUCUCAACCUAUAGAAAAUGAAUAUGGAUUUUUCUUGUAUAAUGGAGAUAUUUUCGAUGAAUCAUGGGAUGCUAGUAUAAAUGAUACUCAAGUGAUUGUUAAGAAAUUAAGCAGAGCAAAAAAUGAUCCAGAGGAUAUAGUGAAGGAACUGAAGACUUUGAAAGGACCAUUUAGUAUUAUUUAUUAUGACAAAGUAAAUCAUAAUCUGUAUUUUACAAGAGAUAGAAUUGGAAGAAAUAGUUUACUGGUCCAUAAAAAUGAAUCUUCUUUAGUCUUUAGCAGUGUUUUAGGUAGAAAAUAUGAUUGUAUUGAAGUACCUUCCACCUACAUUUAUAUGCUAAACAUAAAAACAAAAGAAUUAAUGUCAAUGUCCUGGAGUGAAACCUUUGAAAUCAUCAAUGAGAUUGAUAUGAUUGAAUGGAUGUCAUCAGUGCAGGAACAACAAAAUUUACCAGAUGAAAAAUUUACAUUCAGAUAUGAUGACAAAUUAAACAUCUUUGAAAAUGAAAUUCUAAUACACUUUAUAGAAAAUCUUGGAAGAGAAACUAAAUGUAAAUUGGAUCUUUUAGAGCAACUUUUAAAUAAUAAUGAGAUCAGUGAUACAGUUUCUAAAAUAAUACAGUUAUUAGAACAAAGUGUUAAAAUCAGAGUUCUACGUCAACCUAAAAUGUGCCAAAAAUGUAUACAAAUAAAAAAUUUUAAUUGUAAUCAUUGUUCUGUGGGUGUUUUAUUUUCGGGUGGAUUAGAUUGCACCAUAUUGGCAUUUUUGGCAGAUAAAUACUUACCAAAGGAUCAAAGUAUUGAUCUCAUCAAUGUUGCAUUUGAAAAGGGCAACAGCAAUAAUUAUGAUGGACCAGACCGAUUAACGGGACAGCAGUCUUUAGAAGAAUUAAGAAGAUUAUGCCCUUUAAGACAAUGGGUGUUUAGAGAAGUAAAUGUUCCUAGAGCUAAAUUAGAAAAAUAUCAAUCUGAAAUUAUAGGGGAUUUAAUAUACCCUAGACAGACAAUUUUGGAUGAAAGUCUUGGAUCAGCUUUAUGGUUUGCAGCUCAAGGUGAAAAUUGUCAAGAUACAUCAUUUUGUAGGGUACUGCUUUUAGGUUCUGGAGCCGAUGAGUUAUUUGGUGGUUAUACUAGACAUAGAAAUGCAUAUAAGCGUUAUGGCUGGGAUGGUUUAAACAAGGAGCUUCUGCUGGAUUGGAAACGAAUUUCCUUUAGAAAUCUAGCACGUGAUAAUAGAGUAAUUUGCGACCACGGUCGGCAACCGCGGUUACCUUAUUUGGAUGAAGACCUUACGGAAUUUUUGCUACAGUUGAAACCAUGGUUAAAAUGCUUUCCUAAUGACAAUUUGGGUUUGGGGAUUGGAGAUAAACUUAUGCUAAGACUUGUGGCUUUCAAAUAUGGGCUGACUGGUGUUGCAAUAUUACCGAAGAGAGCUUUACAGUUUGGAUCAAGAAUAGCAAACAAAAAAGAAAAAGGAAGUGAUAUAUCAAAAACUUUUUUAGUUAGUUGA
This is a messenger RNA of Achroia grisella, 1780 nucleotides long. Its product is annotated as asparagine synthetase domain-containing protein CG17486. NCBI's taxonomy places the organism in Eukaryota, Metazoa, Arthropoda, Insecta, Lepidoptera, Pyralidae. The coding region runs from base 86 to 1780 and encodes 564 amino acids. The record is from RefSeq and is a predicted model, not a curated record. Gene Ontology annotation, molecular function: asparagine synthase (glutamine-hydrolyzing) activity. The transcript is spliced from 8 exons.